CAAAUGUAUAUCAUGGCUAAGUAAUCUAUCGAAUAGCCCCCAAAGUUACCCAUGUGGACAUUCAUGAUAUCACUUAUGAGCAGCUUCACCAAGCAUAAAUUUCUUCUUCAACAUGACAGAGCCUACCUUCUUUCCUCAAGAACUGUAUUGGUUCUUGAUACUCAUUGCUUUAUCCAUCUAUGUAUCGGAACUACUAUCUAGUUGGAAAAGUACUGGAAAGUAUAAGCAGCAUCCUUUCGUCCAGAGCCCAAAGGCUCUAACACCCCUAUUCAUAACAAAUGCCCUCUACGCUAGAAAUGCGGCAGACUUAAUACUCCGGGGAUACCAAAAGUUCAAAUCUCAUUCAUUCCAGCUUCUUCGGAGUAACGGCAAUAUUGUGAUUUUACCCUUGUCUGUACUUGAUGAAUUGUCAACCCUGUCCACAGCUAUUGCGACUCCGCACGGAGCUCUCGAGCAUGAUCUACUAGGCAGAUACACUGGUCUAGAUGUCAUCCUCGAGAAUAGGCUACAUCACACCAUUGUUCAACGAAAACUUACUCCCCAGCUCCGUGUUUUAACUCCUGUCUUACACAGAAAACUAGCAGCUUCCUUUGAGGAAACUUUCCCCAAUACUGACGAAUGGGCCGAAUUUCAACCGUACCAAGCAUUUUGCAGAGUGGCUGCAAGACUCUCAGCAGAGGCGAUUGUCGGGCCUUCCUUCAGCAACAACGAAACCUGGCUAAAUCUCUCAGUGGAUUACACAGAAUCGUUAUUUAGGACCAUUGUGAUCUUACGUUUAUUCCCAGGGUGGACCCAUUCACUCAUAUCCAAGUUCAUCCCUGCCUACUGGAGAUGCCAAGGCUAUAUCAAAACAGCAAAGAGCCUCCUAGGUCCCAAGAUCCAAGAACUGAUCAACAAAAACGACGAGGGAUCCUGGACACCAUCCUAUGAAGAUGAGGACUUGAACGUACUCACCUGGUUAAGCGUGUUAGCAAAGGGGAAGGAUCGCAACCCAGGUAGUAUCGCUCAUGUCCAAGUGCUUCUCGGACUCGCUGCUGUCCACACUACGGUGUUAAGGAUGGUGAACGUGCUAUACGAUAUUACUGCAGCAGGUCCAACUCUACUAAAAGAGCUACGAGAUGAAAUCAACGCCGUAGCUGGUGAAAACGGCUGGGAGGAUAUCCCGUACGACCAAUUACACAAGUUAGACAGCGUCCUUCGCGAGUCUCAGCGCAUGUCCCCGCCUACAGUAUUAGGGAUGAAGCGGAUAUUCAAGCAGUCUCAUACGUUUCAAAACGGUUUACAUAUCUCUGAAGGCACAUAUGUAUGCAUGCCAACAUAUGCGAUUGAAAACGACCCAGAACAUACCCCCAACCCGGAAGUGUUUGACGGGCUACGAAGCUACCGUCAGUUCAUGGCACAGGAUACGCAAGACCAAAAGUCUGCUGAGAAAUUUGGGUUCUCAGACACAGCACCGACGGUUCUCAAUUUCGGGUACGGGAAGACGGCUUGCCCCGGGAGGUUCUUCGCUAGUCUGACGAUCAAGAUGCUUUUCGUGAAACUUCUUACGCAGUAUGACUUCAAAUUCCUCCCCGGUGCCGAGAGACCGCAGAACUUGAUGGCACAUGAGUUUCUCUUCACAUGGCCGUGGACGCGGAUGCUUAUCAAGCGAAACCACGAAGGUCGCUAUCCAUCAGAGGUAUGAAGGUAUAUGGGUUGAUUUGUGGGAGUUGGUGUAGGCUUCAUUAUGGAAUAAGGGGUAAAGAUAGGGGCG
Messenger RNA from Annulohypoxylon maeteangense, 1753 nucleotides. RefSeq names its product cytochrome P450. Gene Ontology annotation, molecular function: heme binding; iron ion binding; oxidoreductase activity, acting on paired donors, with incorporation or reduction of molecular oxygen. The transcript is spliced from 3 exons. Bases 113 to 1684 code for a protein of 523 amino acids. NCBI's taxonomy places the organism in Eukaryota, Fungi, Ascomycota, Sordariomycetes, Xylariales, Hypoxylaceae. The record is from RefSeq and is a predicted model, not a curated record.